This is a messenger RNA of Ectocarpus siliculosus, 822 nucleotides long. Lineage: Eukaryota; Phaeophyceae; Ectocarpales; Ectocarpaceae. The record is from the annotation of a GenBank genome assembly.
AUGAAACAGAUCGACGCCACGAGCGCCGCGGCGCAGUGGUACCGCACGUUCACCAAGAAGUGGGCCAAGCCUUCCGCCAUCGUCGUCGUGUCGGCGCACUGGGAAGGAAGGGGCGCCGUCAAGGUCACCACCGGCGAGAAACAUCCCUUGUUCUUCGACUACUACGGGUUCCCGGACUACUGCUACGACCUUGAAUACGCCCCCCCCGGCCACCCGGAGUUGGCAAGGCGCAUCAUCGAGCUGCUAGAGGCGGACGGCUUCAACGCCCGGGGAGACGACUCGCGCGGCUACGACCACGGGACUUUCAUCCCUCUCAAGCUCAUGUAUCCCGACGCCGACGUUCCCGUCGUGCAGGUGUCCCUCUUGGGGGGCCUUGAUCCGGAAAAGCACCUCAAGAUGGGGAAGACCCUCAAGAAGCUUGUCGAUGAACGGGAUGUUUUGAUCGUCGGCAGCGGCCAGGCGACCCAUGGCCGUGGCAGCGAUCACCGCCCGUACCCGCCGGGCAAGGGAGCGCCGAAGGAAGAGGCCUUCGUCGACUGGCUCAAGGAGACCGCCGCCUCUCCGGCCGUUACCCCGGAGGAGCGCCAGCGGCGGCUGCGGGAGUGGGAGAGGGACGCGCCGCACGGCCGCAACGCCCACCCUCGCGAGGAGCACCUCCUGCCGCUGCAUGUCGCGGCCGGGUGCACCGGCUUCCAGCCGGGAUCCAUCAUUUUCGACGACUUCGCCAUGGGCCACAUGUCGCUGGCUUGCGUGGGGUUCUGGCCCGGUGGCGGGGAGGGCGAGGCGAAAGGCGGGGAUGAUGAGGGUGUCUGCUCUACCUGA